CUCCCGUUUGCCCCCACAUCUCGCUCAGACCCUCCGUCCCCGUCUGGCAGGCAGGAGCCCAGGCUGGGGGACGCUGCCUGCGGCUGAGGGCAGCGGCGUGUCCGCCGCCCCGCCACCCCGGCCCCCGAGCCUUUCGCCAGCAUCCCUCCACCUCCUCCGUGCCCCAAAAUGCAGCGCCGCCUCUGCGCCCUGCUCCUGCUGGCGUCCCACUGCUUGGGCUCGGCCGCCGGGCUCUUCCCCUUCGGGGAGCCUGACUUCUCCUACAAGCGCUCCAACUGCAAGCCCAUCCCCGCCCCGAUGCUGCUCUGCCGGGGCAUCGAGUAUCAGAGCAUGCGGCUGCCCAACCUGCUGGGGCAUGAGACCGUGCAGGAGGUGCUGGAGCAGGCCUCCACUUGGAUCCCGCUGGUGCAGAAGCAGUGCCACCCAGACACCAGGAAGUUCCUCUGCUCCCUCUUUGCCCCCGUCUGCAUCGACGACCUGGACGAGAUCAUCCAGCCCUGCCACUCGCUCUGCGAGGAGGUGAAGGAGAGCUGCGCCCCGGUGAUGUCCGCCUUCGGUUUCCCCUGGCCUGAUAUGCUGGACUGCAGCCGCUUCCCCAAGGACAAUGACCUCUGCAUCCCGCUGGCCAGCAGCGACCACAUCCUCCCCGUCACCAGGGAAGCACCCAAGGUCUGCGAUGCCUGCAAAAACAAAAAUGAAGACGAUAACGACAUCGUGGAAAACCUCUGCAAAAACGACUUUGCCUUGAAGAUAAAAGUGAAGGAGAUUGCCUACAUCAAUGGGGAUACCAAGAUCACCCCCGAAACAAAGAGCAAAACCAUCUACAAGCUGAAUGGGUUGACAGAAAGGGAUCUGAGGAAGAUUGUGCUCUGGCUCAAAGGUGGCCUGCAGUGUACCUGUGAUGAGAUGAACGACAUCAACGUCCCCUACUUGGUGAUGGGGCAAAAGCAAGCUGGGGAACUGGUUAUCACCUCUCUGAAGCGGUGGCAGAAAGGGCAGCGGGCUUUCAAGCGCUUCUCCCGCAGCAUCCGCAAACUCCAGUGUUAGUCUGGAGUUAGUCUGGCCACCUCCAGCAGCUGCCCUUGUCCUGAGCUCUGCGGGCCUCCUGCACUUUCUUGCUUUGGCCUCUGAGCCUUAAGAUGCCAUGGGCAUGAGUCAUGGUGGCUGCUGUCCGGGAGGGGAGGAAGCCCUCCAUUUCUGUACAUAGGUUAAAAUGUAAUAAUAAAAAACCCAACCAAACAACAAAAAACACAUGACUAUUUUUGGGAAGUAUUAAAGUAUCUUGCUUAAAACUAUUUUU
Molecule: messenger RNA, 1300 nt
Organism: Dryobates pubescens (Downy woodpecker)
Lineage: Eukaryota; Metazoa; Chordata; Aves; Piciformes; Picidae
Gene: SFRP2
Product: secreted frizzled related protein 2
Exons: 3
Coding region: 169-1047 (292 amino acids)
Biological process (GO): canonical Wnt signaling pathway; negative regulation of canonical Wnt signaling pathway; non-canonical Wnt signaling pathway
Molecular function (GO): Wnt-protein binding
Source: RefSeq, a predicted model, not a curated record